Messenger RNA from Microcebus murinus (gray mouse lemur), 8832 nucleotides. The record is from RefSeq and is a predicted model, not a curated record. NCBI's taxonomy places the organism in Eukaryota, Metazoa, Chordata, Mammalia, Primates, Cheirogaleidae.
GGCCAGGAAAGCCUCGUAUGUCUGGCUGGGAGAAUGGACGUCAUUCUUUACAGCCCUGCAGGCACCACUCAGUGACGACCAGAGCUAAAUAAAGGCUGCUGCGUAAAUGAAGGUGUCAUAGAUGAAGGGCGGGGCGGGCGCGGUUGCUACGGGUGCUCGCGCGGCAGGGCUGCCACAAGUGUUUGGGCUCCGGCUCGCGCUGGAGCCUCCGCACGUCAUGUCCCUGCUGCGCCUCUGGACCCCACGGGUCCUUCUCACGUGGCAGUCGUUGUGGCUGCUGGUCCAGGCAGCUCCGCUUCCGGAGUGGGCCUGGAACCUCGUCCCGCUCACCUUCGAACCCCGAGGACCGACCGACCGCCGGUCUUCCCGCUCCUCUGAUCUCCCACCCGAGUCGCCCCCUGCGCUUACACCCUCCGCAGACCCCGAGGGCUUUGCUUACCUGGGGUCCUCUGCUUCUUCCCAGAUGUUGGCCCCGCCUCAGGAGUUGACUGAGACUUCGGCUCCAUUCCUGGACACGCAGUCAGCUCAAGAGCUGCUUCCAGGGCGAGAUCAGUUUGCUGUUCCACAUCGGGAUCUGAAUGACAAGCUGACUCAACGACAAAGGCUCCCGGAGGAGGUUCCAGUGCCAGGUUGGGAUCAGACUCAAGUCCUACCUCUGCCUCCUCAACUCAGAAGUAAGAUUCAAGCUGUAGGUCUAGAUCAGGCUGCAGAUCACCAGGCAUCAGAAAUACUUGUUCCACCUCUAGAUAGUCGGAGUUCAAAACCAACAAGGUUUAUUAUUUCACCAAAGAUCCUGAAGAAAUAUCUAGCUCAGCAUCGACGGCUUGCUAGGGUGGCUGUUGGAACUUCAAAUCAAUUUGCAUCAAAACCUCAACAUCAAAAACAAACUCUACAGGAUGAUGAUUAUCUAGAUCCAAGUAUGGAUAUAGUUUAUCCUGGCGGCCUACCUCUGGAACUUCCAGAGAACUUAGAUGAGCCUGCAGGGCCACCUGAACUUUCUCAAUUCCAUCUAGAGGAUGAAACUCAAAAUCCAGAAACCACUGAGGAAAUCCAAUCUUCUUCACUCCAAGAAGCCCCAGAACAAUCCGCUGAGGAGGCAGAACUUUCUUCAAACCAGCAGGAGGCCCCAGCUCAGCAGCUACCUGAUACUGAAGAGGUUGUAGCUCAGCCAUCAAUACAUCGUGAAGUAAAUGUUCCAUCUCCAAGUUGGACUGAAGGUCACCACUCAGUCUUGUCCAAAGUCACAGUUAAACAUGUGGAUCUGGAGGUUACCAUAACUCCAGAGCCAGGUAACAACAUUGAACCUACUCCAAGUCAGCAGCAGGCCCCAGCUCAGCCUCCAGAGCACCAUGACGAGGUAGAACCUUCCUCAACCCAACAAGAGGCCCCAGCUCCUCAGGAGGUAGAACCUUCCUCAACCCAACAAGAGGCCCCAGCUCCUCAGGAGGUUGAACCUCCCUCAACCCAACAACAAGGCCCAGUUCAAAGACCAGAGCUCCCUGAGGAGGAUGAACCUUCUGCCGCCCAGGAGGAGACUCCAGCUGAGUCUCCAGACUUGCCUGUGGAGACUGAACCUUUCCCCAGUGAGCAGGAGCAGCCAGCUCAGCCUUCUGAAAUUCCUGGAGAGAGUGAACCUUCUGAAACCCAGCAGGAGGCCACAGCUCAAACUCCAGAGUCCCCUAUGGACAGUCUAGCUCAAAGUCCACCAAAUCAUGAGGUGACGAUUCGACCUUAUCAUUAUAAUUUGCCCUAUAUAACAGUUAAACCUCCGGAUACAGAGGUUACCAUAACUUCAGAGCCUACCAAGGAGACUGAACCUUUUCCAGCCGAGCAGCAGGCCCCAGUUGAGCCUCCAAAGGAUCUUGAGGAGGUGGAACCUUCUGUCACCCAAGAGGAGGCCCCAGCUGAGUCUCCAGGCUUUCCUGUGGAGGCUGAACCUUUCGCCAGUGAGCAAGAGCAGCCAGAUCAGCCUUCUGAGUCUCCUGAGGAGAGUGAAUCUUCUCAGACCCAGCAGGAGGCCAUAGAUCAAGCUCCAGAGUCCCCUGUGGAGAGUAUACCUCAAAUUUCACAAAAUCACGAGGUGACAGUUCAACCUGAUCAUUAUAACUUGCCCCCUGUUACAGUUAAACCUCCGGAUGUGGAGGUUACCAUAACUUCAGAGCCUACCAAGGAGACUGAACCUUUUCCAGCCCAGCAGCAGGCCCCAGUUGAGCCUCCAAAGGAUCUUGAGGAGGUGGAACCUUCUGUCACCCAGGAGGAGACCCCAGCUGAGUCUCCAGGCUUUCCUAUGGAGGCUGAACCUUUCGCCAGUGAGCAGGAGCAGCCAGCUCAGCCUUCUGAGUCUCCUGAGGAGAGAGCCAGGAGGAGUUAUAACUUGCCCCCUGUUACAGUUAAACCUCCAGAUGUGGAGGUUACCAUAACUUCAGAGCCUACCAAGGAGACUGAAUCUGCUCCAGCCCAGCCAGAGGCCCCAACUGAGCCUCUAGAACAUAUUGAGGAGGUUGAACCUUCUGCCACCCAGGAGGAGAUCUCAGCUGAGUCUCCAGGCUUUCCUGUGGAGGCUGAACCUUUCGCCAGUGAGCAGGAGCAGCCAGCUCAGCCUUCUGAGUCUCCUGAGGAGGGUGAAUCUUCUCAGACCCAGCAGGAGGCCAUAGCUCAAGCUCCAGAGUCCCCUGUGGAGAGUACAGCUCAAACUCCACUAAAUCAGGUGGUGGCAGUUCAACCUCAUCGUUAUAACUUGCCCCCUGUUACAGUUAAACCUCCGGAUGUGGAGGUUACCAUAACUUCAGAGCCUACCAAGGAGACUGAAUCUUCUCUAGCCCAGCCAGAGGCCCCAACUGAGCCUCUAGAACAUAUUGAGGAGGUUGAACCUUCUGCCACCCAGGAGGAGAUCUCAGCUGAGUCACCAGGCUUUCCAGUGGAGGCUGAACCUUCCCCCAGUGAACAGGAGCAGCCAGCUCAGCCUUCUGAGUCUCCUGAGGAGAGUGAACCUUCUCAGAGCCAGGAGGAGGCCAUAGCUCAAGCUUCAGAGUCCCCUGUGGAGAGUCUAGCUCAAAUUCCACCAAAGCAUGAGGUGACACUUCAACCUCAUCGUUAUAACUUGCCCCAUGUUACAGUUAAACCUCCGGAUGUGGAGGUUACCAUAACUUCAGAGCCCACCAAGGAGACUGAAUCUUCUGCACCCCAGCUGGAGUCUCCAGCUCAGCCUUCAGAACAUCAUGAGGUGGAACCUCCUCCAAUCCAGCAGGAGCAACAAGCUCAGUCUCUAGGGCAUCAUGAAGUAACAGUUUCACCUCCAGAUAACUAUCAAACUCAGCAUUCAGACUUGCCCAAUGUGGUUACAUCUCCAGGUCAGCAGUUCACCACAGCAGGAGAGCCUACUACACAGGUGGGAACUUCUCCAGUCCACCAAGAGACUACACCUCAGCUCUCAGGGCAAGUCAAUGAUGUGGAACCUUCUUCAACCCAGCAGGAGGCCCCAACUCAGCCUUCGGAGCUCCCUAAUGAAGUUGUAGCUCAACCUCCAGAGCAUCAUGAGGUAACAGUUUCUCAAGUUCAGCCUCUAAUGUUACACAAUGUCGCCAUAAAACCUGUGGAUCAUGCGGUUACCACAACUCCUGAGUUCACUAAUGAAGUUGAAAUUCCAACCCAACAGGAGGCCCCAGCUCAGUCUUCAGUGUCCCCUCAGCAGUUUAAACCUUUGAAAGGCCAAGCAGAGGUUAUAAUUCACCAGCCGAACUUCCCUGAAAAGGAUGAACAUUCUCCAGUUUAUCAAGGGGUCCCAACUCAGCCUGAAGAGCUUCCUGAAGAACCAUAUCAAAGCGGGAAAGAAACCUCAGCAUUACCUCAAGAGCCCACUGUGGGUGUUGGACCUUUACCAGGCCAGCAGCAGCACACAACUCAGCCUUCAGCAUCCUAUCCAGUUUUUGCUCCAAUUAGUGAUACAAUGACAUUUUCACCUCUAGAUCUGUCUAUGAUUUUCAGAGGUCAUUCAACAUUGCCUAAAACUACAGUUAAAUAUGUGGAUUUGGAGAUUACUAUCACUACAGCAGAGCCCACUAAAAAUGCUGAGCCUUACUCGGGCCAGUGGGAGGGCACUUCUCAGUCUACAGUUUCCACUGAACAGUCUGAAUUUUCUGCACCCCAGUCUGAUCCCUUUUCCCCACUUCAGGAUCCCUCCUAUAUGUUUGUAACUUCUGUAGCCCAGCAAGAGGCCACAGCUCAGCCUCCAGAUCACUCUAAGGAAUUGAUACGUUAUCCAGUCCAACAGCAGACCCCAGCUGAGCUAACAGCGUCCCCUAAGGAGGUUGAACCAUCUGGGACCCAGUGGGAAGCCUUGGGCCGUCCUCCAAAGUCCGCUGAAGAGGUCAGACCUUCUCCACCUCAGCAGGAGUUUCCAGCUCAGCCUUCAGAGCCCCCUAGGGAGGUUGUAGCUCAGCCUUCAGUGAAUUAUGAGAUGACAGUUCCAUCACCAGGUCAGGAUCAAGCCCAGUAUCCAACAUUGCCCACUGUCACACUUCAACCUUUGAACAUGCAGCUUACCAUAACUCCAGAACCCACUACAGAGGUUGAACUUUCUCCAGCCAUGCAGGAGACCCCAACUCAACCUCCAGAGCCACCUAAGGAAGUUGUUGUAGCUCAACCCCGAAUAUCUCAGGAGAUGACAGUUCCAACACUAGGUCAGGAUCAAGCACAGUAUCCAACGUCACCCAGUGUCACAUUUCAACCUUUAAACCUGGGGCUUACCAUAACUCCAGAACCCAGUAUACAGGCUGAACAUUCUACAGCUCCUCCAAAGCCCCCUGAGGUGGCAUUUCCACAUCUGGACCAGGUUCGGGCUCAGCAUCCAAACUUGAUUGAAGGCACUCUUCAACCUGUGGACCUGGAGCUUUCCAUUACUGAAGAACCCACUAUAGAUGUUGGACUUUCUCCAGUCAUGCAGGAGAUCCCAACUCAACCUCCAAAGCCACCUGAGGAAGGUGUAGUUCGACGUCCAGUAUUUCAAGAGGUGACACUUCCAACACUAGGUCAGGAUCAAGCUCAGCAUCCAGCAUCGCCCAGUGUCACAGUUCAGCCUUUGGAGCUAGCACUUACCAUAACUCCUGAACCCACUAUGAAGGCUGAACCUUCUAUAGCCCUGAUGAAGACUACAGCUCCUCCAAAGCACCGUAAGGUGAUAUUUCCACAUCUGGACCAGGUUCAAGCUCAGCAUAUAAACGUGACAGAAGUUAUACUUCAACCUUUUGAUCUGGGAUUUACCUUAACCUCAGGAUCUAAUAUACAGGUUGAAUCUUCUCCAGCCAUGCAGAUGACCCCAACUCAGCCUCCAGAGCUACCUACGGAGGCUGUAGCUCAACCUCCUGUGAAUUAUAAGAUACUAGUUCCAACACCAGGUCAGAAUCAAACACAGCAUCUGAUGUCACCUAUUGUCACAGUUCAACCUUUGGACCUGGGGCUUACCAUAACUCCAGUGUCCACUACAGAGGUUGAACAUUCUGCAGCUCCUUCUUCAAAGCAUCCUGAGAUGACACUUCCACAUCCAGACCAGAUUCAGACCCGGCAGCCAAACUUGAAUGAAGUCACAGUUAAACCCUUGAACCAGGAAUUUACUGUAACUUCAGAACCCACUACAGAGUUUAAACCUUCUCCAACCAUGCAGGAGACCCCAACUCAGCCUCAAGAGCUGCCUAAGGACAUUAUAGCUCCUGUGUAUUAUGAUAUAUCAGUUCCAACACCAAGUCAAGCUCAAGCUCUCCAUCCAGUGUCACCCAGUGUCACAGUUCAACAUUCGCACCUGGAGUUUACCACGAUUUCAGUAUCCACCACGCAGGCUGAACAUCCUGUCACCCUGGAGAAGGCUGUAGCUCCACUUCCAGACCAGGUUCAGACUCUGCCUCCAAACCUGCCUCAAGUUAGAGCUCGACCUUCUGUGAUGAAUUUUACUGUAAAUAACAUCUCAGAACAGAGUACCACCAACAUAUGUGAGCUCUGUACCUGCAAAGAUGAGACAAUGUCAUGUGUUGGUCUCAGCCCAAAGCAGAGGCUCCGCCAAGUGCCUGUGCAGAAGCCUGAUGUCUAUAAUGGCACCUUCACUGUCUUAAAUUUCCAAGGAAAUGCUAUUUCUUACAUUGAUAAGAAUGUCUGGAAAUCAUACUCUUGGACUGAGAAACUAGAUUUAUCCUGCAAUAAAAUCCAGUUUAUUGAAAGAGGAGCAUUUGAAUCACUACCAUUUUUGGAGUUUCUAAAUCUUGGUUGCAAUUUACUCACAGAACUCAGCUUUGGAACAUUUCAGGCUUGGCAUGGAAUGCAAUUUUUACACAAGUUAAUUCUCAAUCAUAAUCCUCUGACCACUGUUGAAGAUUCAUAUCUUUUUAAAUUGCCAGCAUUAAAAUAUCUAGAUCUGGGAACAACACAAGUCCCACUUACAACAAUUGAGAACAUCCUCAUGGCGACUCUUGAGCUGGAAAAACUGAUCUUACCUAGCCGUCUUGCCUGCUGCCUCUGCCAAUUUAAAAAUAAUAUUGAGGCUGUCUGCAAGACAGUGAAGCUACAUUGUGAGAAUUCAUGUCUGACAAACACCACAGAUUGUCUUGAAGAAGCAUCUCUAGGGAAUGUAGGAGGAUCUACGCUCAUGAAGGUAUUACAAGCCCGGAAGAAGCACACCAGCACUGAGCUGACUAUUGAGCCAGAGACACCCGCAGAUAAAAAUGGCAUCAGCUUGUCAGGCUUCACGAAUGAGCCGCUGGACUUCAAUGAUGAAAGCGAUGUUAUUAGUGCACUAAAUUACAUAUUGCCUUACUUCUCAGAGGGAAAUCUAGAAGAUGUAGAAUCAACGUUAUUACCGUUCAUUAAACUACUUUUUUCAAAUGUACAAGAUGGAGACAAGCCCCGGAGUUAUCUGAAAAACAAUACAAAGACCACCUCUCUUGAACCUGCAUUCCACAAUUCAACUUACACAAAUAAACUGAGGAAACUCUAUUUUCUAGAAAAUUUGUUAGAUGCAGAAAUUCAAGACAAAAUUGAUGAGGUUAAAAAGAAAGAAAAAACUGCCAUGCUUAUGCAGUCUAGCCUUUUCGGUCCCAAAUUUAAACGCCAAAUCUUUCCAAAAAAAUUGGAAACUCUUCAACCACAGGAAAGCAGCCUGGCACAGAUUGAGGGUAUAAGGAAAAAGAGGCAGAGGAUGAAGAUAGUCCUGAAGGGGCCCAAGGACAUAAGGAAAAAGGUCUUAGAAGAGGAGAGAAUCAGGAGGAAACAGAGUGCCUGGCCCAUUGCAAAGAAAAUUGCCGAAGCGAGAAGGCUUGGGAGACCAGUGCCCAGUGAACUGGAACAGCUUCACGCGGUACAGAGGCCCAGGAAGUUUGUGGAAAGCUCCUUCCACACCACGCCUUCGUUCACACAGGAGCAUAAGACAGCUGUCUCUUCUUUACAGAAACAGGACUCAGUGGGUGUGUCUUCUGCUCCCACCACUGCGAAACCCCCACCUGAGGUUAAAAACAAAUCAGAAGACUUGACCGACACCAUUUUUGUUUUAGAAGAUGCAAAUGCUAGAGUUAAAAGUAUGGAAGCUGGUCAGCCAAUCGUACAUUCCAGAAAAAAAUACCACUUUCAUAAAACUCAUUCCCAUGUGGGCCAUAGAACACCCAAGGCCAAAGUAAGUCAAGAGGUCAAAAAGGAAAGUUUGCUCAAAAGAUUGAUAUGGAGGCAAAACAGGCCUCCAUUCUCUCCAGUAAGGAGCCUCAUAAAUUCCCCUUCACGUGAAGCUUUUUCAUCUUCAGGAGAUCCGAGUCCUCAAGAGAAUCCUUUACCUGAAUUACUUGCUCUUUCACAACCUUCUAUGGAAAACAUUAGUACAUCCGCUGACGGAAAUACUUUUAAAGACAUUUCUGUAGAAAACGUUGCUGUGCCCCAAGUAACCUUACCUGAAAGCACAACCUACAAGAAUCCUUCUGCUGCAGAGUCCACUGGGGCUGCAUUCAACAUAAUACCAGCGGUUAAAGAAGCCAAUGAAACCCAAUGGGAAUACCACAACAUGGGCACUGACUCAACCCCCAUGCCCAAAAGCUUGACUUAUCCACUGCUCUCGUCCCCAGGUGAUCAGUUUGAAAUUCAGCUAAACCAGCAGCUACAAUCCCUCAUCCCCAACAACGACGUGCGAAGGCUCAUUGCUCACGUCAUCCGGACUUUGAAAAUGGACUGUUCUGAGAGCCAUGUGCAGUUGGCCUGUGCAAAGCUCAUCUCUAGAACAGGCCUCCUGAUGAAGCUUCUCAGUGAGCAGCAAGAAGUAAAAGUAUCCAAGGCAGAAUGGGACACGGAUCAAUGGAAAACAGAGAACUAUAUCAACGAGAGCACAGAAGCCCAGAGCGAACAAAAAGAGCAGGAGUCCAGUGAGCUCACUAAAGAAGUUCCAGGAUAUGGCUAUAACAACAAACUAAUCUUGGCAAUAUCUGUUACUGUAGUAGUGAUGAUUUUGAUUAUAAUUUUCUGUCUCAUUGAGAUUUAUUCUCACAGAAGAGCGUCACAGGGAGAUUUAGAAGGAUCCUCAGGGAGGGGCUUUUUCUGGUUCUGGCGGCCACUUUGGCUUAGGGAUAUGUACAGACCUCUCAAUGCCACACGCCAGAAAAACAUGGCAGAGCAGCUGCACGACAAGGAGUCUUCUGAAGAGGAGGAGAUUUUCAACAAGGAUGCUGGGGAGCUCUCUGAAGUUGUAGUGACCACACCGGUGGAGUCGGCUACCGAAGCUGAGGAAAGUGAGAACCCGCCAGAGGAUGAGGGGGAUUGAUAGUGACCCAGCCCGCCUCAGGCCUCCUGCAAAUAAAUUUUUUAUAUAUUAUA